Messenger RNA from Aspergillus alliaceus, 1429 nucleotides. Its product is annotated as MFS general substrate transporter. Lineage: Eukaryota; Fungi; Ascomycota; Eurotiomycetes; Eurotiales; Aspergillaceae. Bases 16 to 1404 code for a protein of 462 amino acids. Gene Ontology annotation, molecular function: transmembrane transporter activity. The transcript has 4 exons. Gene Ontology annotation, biological process: transmembrane transport. The record is from RefSeq and is a predicted model, not a curated record.
UUAUCAUUUUACGCCAUGGACGCCUGGGGCUACAGAUGGCGAUCCGCGAAGCCUUUCAUCAUCACCACUAUCAGCAUUGCCUUGUUCGCUGAAACCUUUCUGUAUAGCUUCAUUAUCCCUAUGCUGAGCUACAUGCUGGAAGUCCGUCUAAAUAUUGACCCAUCCGAAACGCAGCGGUACACCACCGCCCUGCUUGCUCUUCACGGUCUGGUCGCUCUCGUGGUUGCACCGCCAAUUGCCUAUUUCACUGACAAGACCCCCAAUCGCAAGGUGCCCUUUCUGGUUUCCCUCGCAGUAUCUCUAACCGGGACAUAUUUGAUUGCAAUCGCGUCAUCAGUUUGGGUGCUGUAUCUCGGCCGCGUGAUACAAGGGGUCGCUGGAUCAGCCUCCUGGAUUGUGGGCUAUGCCACCUUAGCAGAUAACGUCAGACAGGAAGACAUGGGGAAGGCUAUGGGGCUGACCAUGUCCUUUUCGCUUUUGGGCAUCGUCACGGGGCCGUUGAUCAGUGGAAUACUCCUCCAGCUCCUUGGGUACUGGACUGCCUGGACCGCUCCCCUAGUAGUUCUUGUCCUCAAUAUUAUCGUCCGCCUUGUCAUGCUUGAGAGGCGAGAUAGUCCCUCCUCUGUUCCUGGUCCCCGCGCGGUGGCCUCAUCCUCGUCAAGUAUUUCGCAAGAAGCCGUGGAGCCGCAAGGCCAGGACGAGUCGUCUACAUUGCUUCCAUCAUCAUCAUCAUCAUCAUCGCCACAUGGUUAUUUGUCUUUUAACACAAUGCCUUCCAAGGCUGAUCCGUCAGAUAGCCCCAAGCAGCGCCCGGGGUUUUAUGGCGCCAUGUUCAGAGAGCCUAGGGUCCUUACAGGGGCAGCCAACCUCCUUCUGUAUAAUAUUAUCACAGCCGGUUUUAACACGAUAUUGCCUCUCCAUCUGCGUAGUAUCUUCCAUUGGGAAAGCAUGACUGUGGGACUGAUCUUUCUUGGGCUACAGCUCCCUCAAGUAAUCCUCGGUCCACUAGUCGGAUGUCUCCGCGACCGUCUAGGGUAUCGAUAUCUAACUACAGUCGGCUGGAUCCUCUUAGCUCCAUUACUCUGGCUGCUCGGGGUCCCUGGCUCUAACACCUUUUCCUGGAGCCGCUCUGAAACCCAUGGCAAAGCCUCCUUUUUUACAUGUAUAGCUGGCAUCGGUGUUAUGCUCAGUCUGGUCCGCGGUGGGGGAGCGUUGCAGAUGACUUGGGUCAUGCAUGAACUACAGUCAAAGGAUCCGACGGUCUUCGGUGAUUACGGCGCGAGCUCCCGUCUGUUCUCUUUGAUUGAGAUAUUCUUCAACCUAGGAUUGGUACUAGGCCCUCUGCUAUCUGGACUUUUAGUCGAGGCGCUUAGCUUCUACUAUACGUGGAGCUUGUUCGGUUAGUAUAUUGCUUGCUUUCUAUUCUGCU